CUUGGGGUCUCACUCCAGUCUUCUGGGUAAAAGAGCGCUUCCACUGCGCCAGUGUGUGUCUUCACCAUGGCUCCCUCCGCGACAGAUACCGAUUGGUCUGUCAACUACGAUGUUCUGAAGCGUGAGAAGCUGUUCAGAAACCCUCCUACCGAUCAUACCGCAUACCCUGCGUUGGCCGCCUCCAUCCGGCCGCACGUCGAUUCUUUCAAUGCGCUCUUCGACGGCCCCAAGACCCUGGAAGAGGCCUUGAAGGACAUCGGCACCAAGACCUUCCUGGACGGGGAUGUCGAAACCUCCGAGCAGAAGAAGGUUCGCAUUGCGGAGGGUCGCAAGGCACCCCGGCGGAACCGGCUCAAUGUUCGGAUCAGUGAGGUUUUCCUCGAGAAGCCAGCUCUUCCCCCCACCAACAAGUUCGCGACUCGCAACCGCAAUAUCUACCCCUCGGAAUGUCGAGAGAGACAUGCAACGUAUCGUGGAAAGCUGCGCGCUCGAAUUGAGUGGCAGGUCAACAAUGGCGACUGGAUGGAGUCGGUCCGGGAAUUGGGCCAGGUUCCCAUUAUGCUGAGAACCAAUCGAUGCCACUUGGAGAAGGCGACCCCACACGAACUUGUCGAGCACAAGGAAGAAUCGGAGGAAUUGGGAGGCUAUUUCAUCGUCAACGGAAACGAGAAACUCAUCCGAAUGUUGGUUGUCGGAAAGCGAAACUACCCCAUGGCGAUCGUCCGUGGUUCUUUCGUCAAGCGUGGUCACACCUACACCAAAUACGGUAUCCAGAUUCGAUCCGUGCGGCCAGAUCAGACCUCGCAAACAAAUUCCCUACACUACCUGACCGACGGCAACUUGACCUUCCGUUUCUCAUGGAGAAAGAACGAGUACCUCAUCCCGGUGAUGAUGAUCCUCAAGGCUUUGGUGGAGACGAAUGAUCGCGAGAUCUUCGAGGGAAUCGUCGGUAACGCCUCGUCCGAGGGCAUCAAGAACACUUUCAUCACGGAUCGUGUGGAGCUGUUGCUUCGGACGUACAAGGCAUACAACAAACACAGUCGUUCGGCCUGUCGAUCGUAUCUCGGAGAGAAGUUCAAGCCCGUUCUCGGCGUAGCAGCCGACAUGUCCAAUGAGGAUGCUGGUACAGAGUUCCUUCGCAAGGUUGUCCUUCCCCACCUGGGCUGUCACAAUGUCACCGAAACCCAGGAUUACGACAAGUUCAAGAUGCUCCUGUUCAUGAUCAGAAAGCUCUACGCGUUGGUUGCCGGCGAUUGCGCUCCGGACAACCCGGAUGCGGUUUCUAAUCAAGAGAUCCUUCUUGGUGGUUUCCUUUAUGGAAUGCUUCUCAAGGAAAGGCUUGAGGAGUGGGUGCGGUCUUUCAGCCCAAUCCUGAGAGACUGGUCCAACCGGAAUAGCGGAGCCAAGUUCACCGAUUCCGCUUUCGAGAGAGACUUCCUCAGCAAGAUCGUGAAGCGGUCCAACGAGAAUAUCGGAGGAGCUCUGGAAUAUUUCCUCUCUACCGGUAACCUCGUCAGUCCCACGGGUCUCGAUUUGCAGCAGGCGUCCGGUUACACCGUUAUGGCGGAAAAGAUCAACUUCUACCGGUUCAUCAGUCACUUCCGCAUGAUUCACAGAGGUAGCUUCUUCGCCCAGCUGAAGACCACUACGGUUCGUAAGUUGUUGCCUGAAAGUUGGGGUUUCUUCUGCCCCGUACACACUCCUGAUGGAGCUCCUUGUGGUCUGCUUAACCAUCUUGCACACAAGUGUUUGAUCGCUACCAGCGACGUCGACGUAUCAAAGGUCCCCAAGGCAUUGGUGCAGCUGGGUGUUCGUUCUGAGUCGUCAGUUUCUGUGGAGGAGAACGUGACUGUCCAGUUGGAUGGUCGUAUUAUCGGAUACUGCUCACCGAAGCAGGCCGGUGCCAUUGCGAACACGCUGAGACGUUGGAAGGUGGCAGGAGAUGACCGAAUCCCUCUCGAGCUGGAGAUCGGUUAUGUUCCCAACUCUACUGGCGGUCAGUAUCCGGGUAUCUACAUGUUCUCGCAAGCCGCCAGAAUGUUCAGACCCGUCAAGUACCUGCCCCUUGGCAAGCUCGACUACGUCGGUCCCUUCGAACAGCCCUUCAUGGAAAUUGCGUGCAUGCCCAACGAUCUCAUUUCGGGUGUUUCCACUCACAUUGAGUUCACUCCUACCAACAUGCUUUCCAUUGUCGCCAACAUGACGCCCUUCUCCGAUCAGAACCAGUCCCCUCGUAACAUGUACCAAUGUCAGAUGAGCAAGCAGACAAUGGGUACGCCCGGUACUGCUAUCGAUUACCGUACGGACAACAAGCUUUACCGGUUGCAGACUGGUCAGACCCCGAUCGUGCGGUCGCCGCUGUACAACGCCUACGGUCUGGACAACUUCCCUAACGGCACGAACGCCAUUGUUGCUAUUAUCUCCUACACCGGUUACGACAUGGACGACGCUAUGAUCAUCAACAAAUCCUCUCACGAGCGUGGUUUCGGUCACGGUACAAUCUACAAGACCAAGGUCCACGGCCUCGACGAGAACGACUCCCGCAGAGGCAAGUCCAGACGCGAGAUCACCAAGCUCUUCGGCUUCGCGCCCGGUGACCAGAUCAAAGCUGAAUGGCGUGCAACGCUCGACGAGGACGGUCUGCCGCACAUCGGCGCCAGAGUCAAGGAAGGCAGCUAUGUUGCAGCGUGGCACAACGUGCGGUAUGACGCGGCCACCGAUUCCUAUGUCAACGUGGACGGCGUCACCCAUUUCGUGAAGUACAAGGAUGCGGAAGAGGGAUACAUCGACAGCGUGCGCAUCUUGGGCGCCGAGUCCGGUGUCGAGCCCUGCCAAUCCAUCAGUGUCAAGUACCGCAUCCCCAGAAAGCCCAUCAUCGGUGACAAGUUCUCGUCUCGUCACGGACAGAAGGGUGUCUGCUCUCAGCUGUGGCCGGCAGUGGAUAUGCCCUUCUCCGAGAGCGGCAUCCAGCCCGACCUGAUCAUCAACCCUCACGCUUUCCCCUCCCGUAUGACAAUCGCCCAAAUGGUGGAGUCAAUGGCCGGCAAAGCCGGCGCCCUGCACGGCCACCCACAGGACAGCACUCCGUUCCAAUUCUCCGAAGAGAACACAGCAGUCGACUACUUCGGACACCAGCUCCGCAAGGCAGGAUACAACUACUUCGGCAAUGAGCCACUGUACAGCGGGAUCACAGGCAAGGAGUUCGCAGCGGACAUCUUCAUCGGCGUGGUGCACUACCAGCGUCUGCGUCACAUGGUGAACGACAAGUUCCAGGUGCGCACCACGGGGCCGGUGAACAAUCUGACAGGCCAGCCGGUCAAGGGCCGCGCCAAGGGUGGCGGUAUCCGUGUCGGUGAGAUGGAGCGCGACUCGCUGAUCGCCCACGGCGCCGCCUUCCUGCUGCAGGACCGCCUGAUGAACUGCUCCGACUCCACCCGCUCCUGGAUCUGUCGCGACUGCGGCUCCUUCCUCUCCACCCAGGUCGUCGCCUCGUCCGCCGGCUCCAGCAAGGCCCGCAUCGCCGCCGCAAAGGCCGCCUCCAACCAGAGCAGCAGUGGUGGCCCCAGCGGCCCCAGCGGUAUGUCCGGCCUCGUCCGCUGCCGUCGCUGCGCCCGCGAAGCAGUCUUCGAUGACUCCCGCGCUGUCGUCUGGGAGGAUGGCGACGGCCGCCGCUACGUCGGCGGUGAUAACGUCACCGUCGUCGCUGUCCCCGGUGUCCUUCGCUACCUGGACGUCGAACUCGCUGCUAUGGGCAUCCGCAUGAAAUUCUGGGUCGACAAUUGAGCCCGGGUUUGAAUUCGAGGACACCGCACACGUUCCGUCUGGCUGUCCUUCUGCAAGAUUUCUCAUAGUCAAGGCAGAGCGCAAUUGUGUGUCCUCAAAAAGCAUUGAUCUGUUCUUCUUUGUUGUGUCGUGUUUGUCAUAGAUGGGCGUAUUCCAGCAAUUUUUCUUUUUAUUUAGUGUUGGUCUUGGAGAGAUGUUUGUAUUGAUUGCCAUGUGGUAUGGACUUGUAC
This is a messenger RNA of Aspergillus homomorphus CBS 101889, 4013 nucleotides long. Its product is annotated as DNA-directed RNA polymerase I core subunit RPA135. Gene Ontology annotation, molecular function: DNA binding; DNA-directed RNA polymerase activity; ribonucleoside binding. The transcript is spliced from 3 exons. Gene Ontology annotation, cellular component: nucleus; RNA polymerase I complex. Lineage: Eukaryota; Fungi; Ascomycota; Eurotiomycetes; Eurotiales; Aspergillaceae. The record is from RefSeq and is a predicted model, not a curated record. Gene Ontology annotation, biological process: DNA-templated transcription. Bases 67 to 3783 code for a protein of 1238 amino acids.